AACCUGGGUCAUACUGUGAUUCUGUGGGUGCUGCUCACCCCGUGCUUUGCUCCUGUUUUGUCCUUGUUGAGAGCAUCUCAGCAUCGUUUGGGUAGCGUAGCAUGGCUGGGAUGAUUAACUUCGAGCUAAUGGGGGGGUGCUGUUGGUGCCAUCCAGCUGUCUGACCUCUUCUUGUUCCAAACGCAAUGUUCUUGUUGCUCUUCUUCAGUUGAUUUCAGUUGGCUGUGUGGAAGUGUAGGGAGGCAUCAAGAUGGCAGCUCCAUUGCAGGUGGUUCCCAAAGCCAUCAGCGCUGCCAGUCCAAAGGCUUGGUCCUCUGUUCUCACAGUCUGUAAGUACACAUGGAUCUGAUUGAAGAACAGCUAAAUGUUCUUGCCCGUGUCUUGCAGCCUGUGAAGGAACUGAGGAUGGAUAACUUUUGAGCGGUGCUCAGCGUAGUCUUGCAACAAGUGAAGUCCUCUUUGUCAUUUCUCAUUGAAAGCUUUGAGAUAGAAAUAAGGUUGUUGCUGCUAAUUUGAAUCUAUACGGAGCAGUCCAUAGGCCGCUAAAUGUCUCUGAGCUGUCGCGUUCCUUAUUUCCAACGAUGAAGAACUUUUCCCAUUCUCUAGCCUAGGAAAAGGGAAGAACAUCAACUAGUUUUCCAUCCCUGUAUGCAACAAGAGUUUUGUUUUCUGAAUUUAUUGCUGAGAACACAAAAUUUGCAUUGAAACUCAUUGUUGCCAAACCAAGCAGUUGACCUUCCAGGGUGUAACUAGAGCAGUUGCACAGAUGUUUGGCUACUCUGCAGCUAUGAGAAUGAACUUUAGCACUGUUUUGUCUUAAAGACAUGGCUUUCACCAUGUUCUUGCUUACAAGCAGAGUCAAAGAAUCUUGCGGGGUUGCUCACGGGUCUCACACAUCUCUGGAGGAUCAAGAUAUUGUCUGUCUGCAAGAUGUUCAAAGAGAAGUUGCUGGAUGGAGGACGGUAACUUAAGAAGCAUUAAAUAAAACUUCAUUUCAAGUUAACAGACGUAAAGAAGAACUUUCAGACCACGAUGACAGUCAAGAGUUGGAACUGGUUGCUCACAGAGGUUAUGUGGUGUCUGUCCUGGGAUUGCCAUUGCCAUUACUUUGGUAUGCUCAAUUUAUCUGACAAGUUACCCAGUAUUGCCCAGUGGAAAAAAGAAGCUUAGUUCCUCCUUCUUCAUAGGAGUGUCAUCUGUCAGCUAAGAUAAAGCCAAAAAUUAUCAUAAAUUUAGUAUUAUUUUCAUUGGUCUCAAGAAAAACUGUUUUUGUGUUGGUUGAGUAAUCACCUAUUGGUAGUAAGUCUGGAAGUUUCCAUCAAUUAUUGCUCCAUAUGUAUCUCCACAUUAUGGAAAACUUCUAUGUGGCGUUUUUUGGCAGAAUUGUGGAAGUUCUUAUGGCUAAAUCUAUCCAGAAUUAGAACUGAUGUAUUUUCUAAUGAAAAUAUAUCAACGUAUCCAACUUUUCAUGCUUACUAAUAUCGGGAUUAGCAUAACAGACACUUGUAUUUUCUUUAUUUAGUUAGUUAAAAUAUUUCCGUCACUUCAGCUUGAAUUUGUAGGUAACGCUGCGUUGAGCAGUUCACAUUAUGAAUAGAGGGAUCAUUUAUUUACAAUACUCAAUCAACCCAUUGAGCUGGACAGAAGGGUUUGAGGUGUGCAAUACCAGUGCUGAAAUUGGAUGCUUGUUCUCUUGGGAAUUAGUUUGGUGUGAAUAGGUGGACACCUGGGUGUCUACAUCAGACAAACAGCUGUUUGCACACGUUUAAAUUUUUCAUGAGUUUAUUUAAAAAUUGAAGAUCAUCUCCUUUGGAAAGUUUAAUUUCUAGGUUUUCCAUCAGUGAGUGCCUCUGUUCGGAUGGUUUCCGCCAUCUGUUUUAUAACUGUGUACAUCUGCUUAAAUAGAUAUGCAUUGAAUUUUGAGAGUUGUUUGAAGUUCUAGAAGAGUUUCCAUGUAGAUUAUUGUUGAUUUAAUCAUGCUUCCAUUGAAAGACGUGUUUAGAAUCUCAAUUAAUGCAGUUGCUUACAGCCUGGUUCUUGGUUCUUGGGCUUCUACUGCCUGUGGUCAGAAAGCUCCAGUGUGGCCCAGAAGGUUGUACCAGAGAGCAGGAGCAAGAUGAAAGCAUUCUGGAUGCUCUGGACUAACAAAUAACGCUAAGUUUGAAGAUAAAUCUGAUGCAGUAUUUGAUAUUACAGAAAAAUGUAGUGAAAUCCUGGAUGCAGAAAUGUCUGAGGACACUGUCCACAACUUACCAACUGCCCUUGACAGCGUAACUUAUGAAAUACAGAAUCAAGCAGGAUCUGAAAACUCACUGCUGGAUGAUGAAGAUGAUGAUGAUUAUUUUCUGAACUCUGGGGAUCUGGCAAGCAUACCUGUCGUUGGGAGUGACAACGAAGAUGAUCCAAAUUUCACUCCUAAAGAAACUCUCCCUUCUGAAGACCAUCUGGAAGAGGGCAAGAGGGUUACAGAACACGAGCUGGACAGUGAAAAAGAUAUUCAGAUUGAAAAUGCAAUCCAGAAGGAUCUCGCUUCACCUUUUGAGCAGGGUCCUGUAUUUAAAUCAAUUCGAAAAGAUUUUAGCAUAACAAGAGAUAAUGGCAAAGAGACUUUUUCAACAAAGGACAAGAAUAGAGAAGGAAAUCUUCAAGAACAUGAGAAACGGUUGGAAAAAAUCCCUAAAGAUACGGAUUCUAGGUUGAAAAGCAGUUUUCUUGACAAAGCAGUUCAUAAUCAAGUAGAAGAAACAUUACGGACGCAGUUAGCGCCACAAACUCCAGAAACUAACUUCAGGGAGUCUAGCUACCUAUUUUCUAGUAAGGAAUCUAUUGGACAAGAGCUGGGGAAUUCCUUUGCACCAAAUAUUAGAAUUAAGGAGGAGCCUUUGGAUGACGAAUAUGAUAAAGCUAUGGCCCCACAGCAGGGACUAUUAGACAAAAUUAAAGAUGAACCUGAUAAUUCUGAGGAGUACGGCCAGCAGCCAAAAACUCAGGAAGGGGAGCUGAAAAUCAGUGCUGUGUUUUCAGUCAGCGGCAGUCCUCUUGCUCCACAGCUGUCAUCAGGUUUCCAGCCUGCUGUGGCAUCUUCUGGCAUGAGUAAAAUGCUUCCUUCAGUUCCAGGCACAGCUGUUCGGGUUUCCUGUUCUGGCUGUAAAAAAAUCCUCCAGAAGGGGCAAACUGCAUACCAGAGGAAAGGCUCUACCCAGCUCUUCUGCUCCACACUGUGCCUCACUGGAUACACUGUUCCAGCUUGUCGCCCACCAGCUUCUACCAAGAAAACCUGCUCGAGCUGCUCGAAAGAAAUUCUAAAUCCAAAGGAUGUGAUCACUGCCCAGUUUGACAACACAAAUUUCAGUAAGGAUUUCUGCAGCCAGUCGUGUCUUUCUACGUAUGAAAUGAAAAGGAAACCUAUUAUCACUAUUCACACUAACAGCAUUUCAACCAAGUGCAGCAUGUGCCAGAAGAAUGCAGUGAUCAGACAUGAAGUGAAUUACCAGAACGUUGUACACAAGCUCUGCAGUGAUGCCUGCUUCUCCAAGUUCCGCUCUGCUAAUAACCUGACCAUGAACUGCUGUGAGAACUGUGGAGGUUACUGCUACAGUGGGUCUGGGCAGUGUCGCAUGCUGCAGAUAGAGGGACAGUCAAGAAAGUUUUGCAGUUCAACGUGUGUGACGCUGUACAAGCAGAAGUCUGCUAAAAUUACUCCUUGUGCACUGUGUAAAUCCUUGAGAUCUUCAGCUGAGAUGAUAGAGAGCACAAAUAACUCGGGAAAGACUGAACUGUUAUGCUCUGUUAACUGCUUGUCAGCGUAUAGAGUAAAAAUGGUUACUUCGUCAGGUGUUCAAGUUCAGUGCAACAGCUGUAAAACUUCAGCCAACCCUCAGUAUCACUUGGCUAUGUCAGAUGGGAGCGUACGCAAUUUCUGCAGCUACAACUGUGUGGUAGCUUUUCAGAAUUUGUUCAACAAACCUGCAGGAGUGAACUCAGUCGUACCCCUGUCGCAAGGUCAAGUCAUCGUAAGCAUUCCCUCGGGGACAACGGUAUCAGCAGGUGGCACCACCUCCACUGCAUCUCCCAGCUCCGGGAGCAGUUCAGCUGCAGCUGGUCUACAGAGGCUGGCUGCCCAGUCCCAGCAAGUCACUUUUGCCCGCAAGGUUGUAAAACUCUGGUGUCAGCACUGUAACAGAUUAUUUGCGACCAAGCCAGAACUGCUUGAAUUCAAGGGUAAAAUGUUCCAGUUUUGUGGGAAGACCUGCUGUGAGGAAUAUAAGAAGAGGAGGAAUGUAACAGCACUGUGUGAAUAUUGCAGAACUGAGAAAAUUAUCAAGGAAACAGUGCGAAUUGCAGGCAUAGAUAAGCAUUUCUGUAGUGAAGGUUGUAAACUGCUCUAUAAACAUGACUUGACUAAGCGCUGGGGAAACCACUGUAAAAUGUGCAGUUACUGUUUGCAGACUUCCCCCAAACUGGUCCAGAAUCUCUUUGGGGCGAAAAUGGAGGAAUUCUGUUCAGAAGAGUGCAUGUCUAAAUUCACAGUUCUGUUUUACCAGAUGGAAAAGUGUGAUGGCUGUAAAAGACAAGGUAAACUCAGCGAGUCCCUGAAAUGGCAAGGAGAGAUGAAGCAUUUUUGCAAUCUGCUUUGCAUUCUGAUGUUCUGUAAGCAGCAACACCCUUCUGACCCUCCAGCCUCAAACAACACAGCAACGCCCCCUUCUACAGCACCAGCUUCCUCAUCAGGCCCACCUUCUUUGAGGAAGGACUCAACCCCAGUCAUAGCAAAUGUGGUGUCCCUUGCAAGCACCCCUGCAGCCCAGCCUACGGUUAACUCCAACAAUGUCUUACAGGGUGCAGUCCCUACCGUGACAGCAAAAAUAAUAGGAGAUGCCAGUACUCAGACAGAUGCCCUAAAACUGCCAUCUUCACAGCCACCUAGGCUCCUAAAAAACAAAGCAUUGUUGUGCAAGCCAAUCACACAGACUAAGGCCACGUCAUGCAAACCUCAUACACAAAAUAAAGAAUGCCAGACAGCAGAAGAAGAAGAAGUUGAACCCAAAAUCAUUGUGGUACCUGUUCCUGUACCAGUGUUUGUGCCAGUACCCCUUCACCUCUACACUCAGUACACACCAGUUCCACUUGGAAUGCCAGUACCUGUACCCGUUCCCAUGUUUUUCCCAACUACUUUGGACAAUGCUGAUAAGAUCCUUGAAACAAUUCAGGAUAUCAAAGAAAAGGUUCCCAUAAGUCCAUUUGAAGCAGAUCUCCUUCAGAUGGCAGAAAUGAUUGCAGAAGAUGAGGACAAAGACAAAACACACUCUCAUGGUGGCUCUCAAACGUCUGAGCAUGAACUUUUUCUGGACCCCAAGAUGUUUGAGAAAGACCAAGGUAGCACUUACAGUGGAGAUCUAGAAUCAGAAGCAGUGUCCACUCCACACAGCUGGGAAGAAGAGUUAAAUCACUAUGCCUUACGAUCCAAUGCCCUGCCAGAACCAGAACCAGAACCGAAGCAGGUCUCCAAAGGUGAAGUGGAACAGGACCUGGAGGCAGACUUUCCAUCAGACUCAUUUGACCCUCUCAGUAAGGGACUGGGUUUGCAUUCACGUUCACGAGCAAGACGGAGGCACAGAGAUGGCUUCCCCCAGCCAAAAAGACGGGGACGAAAGAAGUCUGUAGUUGCUGUAGAGCCCCGCAAUCUGAUGCAGGGCUCCUACCCGGGGUGCUCUGUUUCUGGGAUGACCCUAAAGUAUAUGUAUGGGGUAAAUGCCUGGAAGAACUGGGUCCAAUGGAAAAAUGCACAGGAGGAACAAGGGGACCUGAAGUUUUCAGUUCGUCCUGUGAAGCUCAAGGAGGACAUUCUCUCGUGCACUUUUGCUGAGCUGAGUUUUGGCCUGUGCCAGUUUAUUCAAGAGGUGCGGAGACCGAAUGGAGAAAAAUAUGAUCCCGACAGCAUCUUAUACUUGUGCCUUGGAAUUCAGCAGUACCUGUUUGAGAAUGGUAGAAUAGAUAACAUUUUUACCGAGCCCUAUUCCAGGUUUAUGAUUGAACUUACAAAACUUUUGAAAAUCUGGGAACCUACAAUUCUUCCAAAUGGUUAUAUGUUCUCAAGAAUAGAAGAGGAACACUUGUGGGAGUGCAAACAGCUGGGUGCAUAUUCCCCCAUAGUUCUACUGAACACACUGCUAUUCUUCAACACCAAAUACUUUCAACUAAAGAAUGUCAGUGAGCACCUGAAGCUGUCCUUUGCCCACGUCAUGAGGCGGACCCGGACUCUGAAGUAUAAUACUAAGACAACAUAUUUACGUUUUUUCCCACCCUUUCAAAAACAAGAGGUAGAAUCAGAUAAAUUGUCUGUAGGCAAAAGGAAACGUGGAGAAGAUGAAGAGAUUUCAACAGCAGUGGAAAUGGCUGAAAAUGCAGAUAAUCCCCUGAGGUGUCCAGUGCGACUUUAUGAAUUUUACUUGUCAAAGUGUUCUGAAAGCGUGAAGCAAAGAAGUGAUGUAUUUUACCUUCAGCCUGAGCGCUCCUGUGUCCCCAACAGCCCCAUGUGGUAUUCCACAUUGCCAAUAGACCCAGGAACUUUGGACAUCAUGUUAACUCGCAUUCUUAUGGUGAGGGAGGUACACGAAGAACUUGCCAAAGUCAAAUCAGAAGACUCUGAUAUCGAGUUAUCAGACUAAACGAAGUGGGUUGUUUUCCUUUGAAUACGGCAGAAGCACCAAACUGUGAAUACGUCCAGCUUUUGGAAAAAAAUGUGUAUUAAAUAAGCCAAGAUCGUGUCACCUCCGGGCAUAUUUGGAACCACAGCGGAUGUACAGACUGGAACUGGAAGGAGACGAGCUCCAUAGGCUGCGAGAAACACCGUCCUGCGGCAGGCAGCGCUAAAUGCUCUGAACAAACUCAAGUUGAACUAACCUGUUUGAGUGGUGCAGAAAUCCUUUAUCUGUGUAGGGUUUAAAAAAGAAAAAAAAAAAAGAAAAAAAAAAUUGAUUUUUUUUUUUUUUAAAGGAAAAUGGUCGUGGAACAUCUACCAUAAUGAUAAUGGUACCAGGCUGCGGCUCAUGUGACCUCUCAGCCUGCUGGCUGGCAGUCCUUGCUGCCAAAGGACACGUGGAGACCUCGGAGGUCUUCAUGAGGACAGGAGAGAAGAUGGUGACAUUGAGACAACCAGACGACUUCCGUUAUAAAUACCAAUAUGCUUUUAUAAUGUUUUUUAAAGCCGGGAUCAAACGCUGGGGAGGCAGAGGCCGUGGGCACAGCUGCAGGGACCUGUGUGGCUGCUGUCGGUCGGUGCCAGCCUUGCUCUCAGCCCAGGGCAGCAGCUCUCCCCAGCGCUGUGCAGGAGUGAUGUGGGUCAAACUUGAGAGCGAUCACUUUGGGGUUCAUUGUGGGAGGGGACAGUCCUGGGCUGUGUGCAGAGAAUCCCUUUCCUGGUGCAGUAGCUCUGCAGCCUGUCGAUUCUAAUCUAGCAAAUACUGAGGUGUGUGGACGUUCAUUUUUUCCCUCGAGGCAGCUUUCCUUUCUCCUCUUUUCCCCUCUCUGGUUUGGGUUAUUUCAGAGGGCAAACCCAGAGGGCCUUGUUGUUUCUCUCCCCCACCUUUGCAGUGUGUGCAGUGUUGUCCAAAGGUCACAGUAUUACUUCUAACAACAGAACUAGGGCUCCUGCAAGCAUCAUUGUCCCAGCCAUACAUACAUAAAGAGAUGUAGGGGUGAUGGUGGGAAGUCUUUCUUGGCUCUCAUUGCAGAGCUCCCAUGUUGUGCUGAGAGGAGACAGGACUGUCAGGCACUGCCUGUACCUCCAUCCAUAGCUGUGUGUUUCUGAUGUAGCGACCACAGAUCCAUUGGAAACCCAAACUGUUUUAUAAAGAGAACCAUAUGGUUUUUAUCUAGGCCUGGUCCGGCUUCAGUAACAAGAGUCUGCAAUUCGAUCUUAUCACUACAAUUUCAAGUGAUGAUAAAUCAACAGCCUUUAACUAAGGGGUUUUUUUGUUGUUGUUGUUUUGUUGGUUGUUUCGGUUGGGUUUUUCUUUUUUUAAUUAUUUUUUUUUUAGCAGUAACGAAAGUAAUUUAACACCAAAAGAAAUAAAAGCAGAACGUAGCCCGUUGCCGUUGUGUCCUCGCUAGUCCCGUCCCUGUAACAGUUCUCACUCAUGUAUUUUCUUUUAAUACAGAAAACGAUGUGAAAUGUGAAGCCCCCCCUGUGCUCCCAGCCCACCCAUGUGUAUGUGUGUGUGUUGCUUUUACUUUUCCAGGUACUUCGAAUGGAAAGGAUUUGCCCUCUGGAAGCGGGGCUGGCUGAAGGCAGUUGUAAUAACCCCUUUAUUUCAUGGCUUUGAGGCAGACAGGGUUGGACGCGGCGCCGUUGGGUGGUGCAAGGAUCAGAUUAAAUGCUUUCGGUUUCUAUUCCUCACUGAGCUCCUCCUGGAUGCUGAGCUGAGACUCACAGCCACACACUGAUCCCUUUAUGGGCACAGGGGAGUGAAGUGUGGAGAUAGAUAAGGGACACAGUGCUGGAACUCUGAGCGCUUAGAUAAGGUUGUUAGGGAUACAGAGGGAGCUGAAUCAUCUGCCAGCCGUGCAGCGCUGCGUAUUAAUCAGUGUCAUCUAUUAAGGGAGAGAAAUGUUGUGUUGAAACAGUGCUGGUGGGGGGGUCUUCCUCCAUGUGGGUGCCUCCCAUUGCUGACACAGUGGAUGUGGCAGCACACAGAGGUGAUGCUGUGGCUGUUGGCUGGGGAGGAGGCUGAGGGCAGCCCUCAGGGUGUUGCUGUAGGGAAUUGCAGUUCAGGGGCUGUUCAUUCUGUGCUCACAUAGAGCUGCUCAGUGUGGUGUCCAUUAGGUGGAGGAGCCUGGAGGUGCUCAGUGUCACUGCGAGGUGCAGAAGGCAGCUCAGUUAUGAUCGGAAUUGCUCUGCCAGCGUGAUAAGGACUGAUGUGAAGGAAGGCUCUGGGUUUCUCUGGCUGCAGCCUCCAGCCAAGCGAUGUGAAGGGGCAGUGGAACCCCCAUGUGUUCCCUGCUGGAGGUUAUGAGUCACUUGCAGCUUAAGGAGGGCAUCUAUCACAGCUACACGAAGCAUCAAACACCAAAUCUCCACCUGCCCCCCCUCCAACGUGCCCAGAUGUGCUCAGCUGGGGGAGCCCCUCACCCCUUCACUCCCAAUUUAUCUGUAAGGCAACAAACCCAGCACUCAGAAAGGUCUCUGAGCAUCAGGAGGGGCUCCUCCCUUUGGUCCAGGGGUCGGUAGGACCACUCUUCUCCCCCCUACAACCCAAGGCCCGGUGUGCUCUCACUGCUGUUGUAUAUGGGUGAUGCCCCCCCCCAUGUGCUCCUUUGUUCCUCUGUUACCUCGGUUGCACCCCUCUGUAAAUUGGCCAGACUUUUCCUACCUCGUUCGGGCAUUAUGAGGCUAAAUUGUGUAAGGAUGCUUUGCAGCCCCCGUGAUGAAAGGUGCUAUAUGGCUGCAAAGCAUUGACUUCAAAAGACUCAAAUAGGUGACGCCAGUGCAUCGUAAUCUAUAUGAAAAGAAUAAAAGACUUCUUUUUUUUUUCUUAUCUGAGAAUUUAUAGAGUUCAAUGUAUGGUAUUAAGAAGUGAAUUCCUGAGAUUUCCCCCCCCCCUCGAAAUAGUUUUUGUUGGAAUCGUAUCUGUAUUCUGCAAAAAGUGAUUAAAAACCUUUAACCUCGA
This is a messenger RNA of Coturnix japonica (Japanese quail), 9668 nucleotides long. Lineage: Eukaryota; Metazoa; Chordata; Aves; Galliformes; Phasianidae. The record is from RefSeq and is a predicted model, not a curated record.